Messenger RNA from Linum trigynum, 1209 nucleotides. The record is from the annotation of a GenBank genome assembly. NCBI's taxonomy places the organism in Eukaryota, Viridiplantae, Streptophyta, Magnoliopsida, Malpighiales, Linaceae.
CUUAAAAUGAAAAACAAAUCCUACAAGUAAAAGGAAAAAAACACAAUCCUUAAAAGACAAGUAAAAAGAAAACACAAUCCUUAAAAGACAAGUAAAAGACUUGGUCAACAACUCCCUAGGUUCUAGCCUUCCCUUGUGUUCCCACCUUGAUCCUUUUCACACUUGAGACUCCCCUCCUCUUCCUUAGCUGAAUCCUCUUCUCCUUCCAAGCCCAUUCUUCCUUCAUGCUGGGCCACGAGUUGCAAUGUAAUGGUCUUCCCAUGAUGAUGAUCCACGUCCAUUUGACCAAAGUGACGAUCCAAAUAGGCAGCAAACUCCUCCCUUAACCUCUUUGUUUGUAGACGUGUAAUUGGCCCUUCUUGUGACGAAAUGGACUUGGUUUUGAUGACCUCAUCAAUCCCCAGGGUUCAAGAAAACUUGCCCUUGUACGACUUACUGAAUGGGUUUCAGAAAGGCCAUAGUCACAUGGUUGUUGUGGUGAGGAAGCGCAAUAAAAUCGAACAACUGCCUGUUGAGGGGUCAACUAAUACAAAAGAUACUGCCAGUUGUAAGAAAUCAGUUGUCUGUCUGCUGAUGUGGAUAUGCUCUUCCAGUGCGUACCCGAUAAGCAAGCUUCUGGAUUAUCUACUCGGUCAUGGGCAUGUCGCUCUUUUCUACCGAGUUGAGUUCAAAACACCUGUGAAUUUUCAUGGUAAUGAGGUGAGUUGAUAAGAUGGUAUUUUGUAUUUCCCUCAAGUUAUAUUCCAUAUUCUUUGUUUAGAGAUGCAAAACUACUGAAAGCAUCAUGCCUUAGUCUUUUUAGGCUGGAAAAGGUGGAGAGCUGACUCGUGAUGAGAGACAACAAUUACUGCUGGAGCACUUGAGCUCUCAGAAAAAACAGCUGGUAUGGUGAUGCUCAAAGCUUUUGACUGGUCUUUGUUUCGGCGGAAUAUCAAAUGUAAUCAAUCCAUAUAUGGAGAAUUUGUAAUAGAUCAGAUUGAGCAUAGACGGAUGAUCAGAUUGUGCCCAAAAUCUCGUUGUUCACCAUGGUUUUGGGACUAGAUUGUUUAAAAAAUCGAAAACAUGAGAUUCAACCGCUAUUGAUCGUUCCUCAAUCCAUUUAUUUCUUAAAAUCCAUGAGAAAAGCUACGGACAGGAUAGUCAUUUCUCAAGUAAGUUCCCUUGAAAAUGGCAGAACAGGGACAACCAUGAUAAAUUGUAAUAUAAGCU